UUUAUGUUAGGGUGUUGCUCAAUUUCACAUUUUCCCCAUGUAUAAGUUCAGGCUCCUCAAUGAAGUUCAGCCUCCCCAAGUUUCCAAGUUUUAUUUUUUCCUUAUUUUACCUUAGUUGGCCUCGUUGGCAACCAGCUUACAGGGUCCUUGAGACCCUUCAUGGGCUGCAUGAUUGAUUCCGGCAAAAUUUCUGCCCUUCAACUCGAAGCAGUCCUUUAUGCAUGUCAAGCACAUGAAAGAUUUUUACCUUCUGGAGAACGCUGCGGAUAUUUAAUCGGUUUUUUAUUUGACCCAAAUGAGCUUUUUUUAUUUUUUCUAGGAGAUGGAGCAGGUGUCGGAAAAGGCCGAACAAUAGCCACAAUAAUUUUCGAAAAUUUUUUGAGAGGGCGUCGAAAAGCAAUUUGGGUCAGCGUUUCUUCAGACUUGAAAUUUGACUCUGAACGGGACAUGCGAGACAUUGGAGCGUCCAAAAUUCCAAUCCAUGCACUAAAUAAAAUGAAAUAUUCAAAAAUCAAUCACCCAGAAAAUGGGUCAGUAAAUAAAGGAAUUAUUUUUGCAACCUAUUCUUCUCUAAUUGGUGAAAGCAAAAAUCAUAAAGGUGCUGAAUACAAUACGCGUCUUAAACAAAUUGUUCAAUGGUGUGGAAGAGAUUUUGAAGGUGUUGUGGUCUUUGAUGAAUGCCACAGAGCGAAAAACCUUUGUCCUUCAGCGGGUACUCGUUCAACAAAAACGGGAAGAGUUGUGUUGGAAUUGCAACAAGCUCUGCCUACGGCGAGGAUUGUUUAUGCAUCUGCUACGGGGGCUACAGAACCAAGAAAUAUGGCUUAUAUGACACGACUUGGACUUUGGGGUCCAGGAUUGACAUUUGGAACCUUUGGAGAAUUUAUUCAUUCUGUAGAGAAUCGAGGAGUUGGUGCAAUGGAAAUGGUCGCUAUGGACAUUAAAUUACGCGGUCUUUACCUUUCAAGACAAUUAUCGUUUAGAGGGGCUGAUUUUUAUGUUGAAGAAAUUCCGUUAUCUCGUGAUUUUAUCAAUGUGUAUGACGAAUCAGCUAAAUUAUGGAUGGAAUGUAGACGACAAUUUGCGAAAGCACUAAACCAAAUUCCUGACUCAAGCGCUGGACGCCAAAAUAUUUGGGCACGUUUUUGGGGUGCACAUCAACGCUUCUUCAAAUAUUUGUGUAUUUCUGCUAAAGUCGAUGCUUGUGUUCGAAUAUCCUUACAAGCAAUAAAAGAUGGAAAAUGUGUUGUUAUUGGGCUUCAAUCAACAGGGGAAUCGCAUAUUUUGGAUUUUUUGGAAGAAAAUGGAGAAGUUACUGAAUUUGUUAGUACAGCCAAAUCUGUUUUACAAUCUCUGGUUGAAAAUCAUUUUCCAACACAUAAUGAUAGUAGUGCUAUUGAUGAUUUUCAAAGAAUGUUUUUGUGCAGUUCUAGACAUAGGAAAAGAAAAAGAAGCUCAAAUUUUACGGGAGAAAAUUAUUCAGAAGAAUAUGGACAUAAAAGAUCAAAAAGUGGCCUAUCUUUAAUUCAAAGUGAAUUAAGUGAAAGAUUAACUGCUGAACGUGAAAGUGGUGGAAAUAGUGAAUAUGAGGAUGGGGAAAAUAGUGAUUAUGAAGAAGAUGAUUAUAGUGAAGUUAAUACAUCUGGAAGUGGAGAAGAAUCGAAGGAAGAAAGUGAUGAAGCUAAUUCUGAAUUUUCUGGUUUUUUUAAAUAUUUUUUUUGCAAAAUUUUCUGUAAAUUUCUAAGGAAAUUUUAA
This is a messenger RNA of Meloidogyne enterolobii, 1755 nucleotides long. NCBI's taxonomy places the organism in Eukaryota, Metazoa, Nematoda, Chromadorea, Rhabditida, Meloidogynidae. The record is from the annotation of a GenBank genome assembly.